Messenger RNA from Momordica charantia (bitter melon), 509 nucleotides. The record is from RefSeq and is a predicted model, not a curated record. NCBI's taxonomy places the organism in Eukaryota, Viridiplantae, Streptophyta, Magnoliopsida, Cucurbitales, Cucurbitaceae.
AUUUGUUGCCAGAAAGAGUGCAUUGUGAACAUUCUGUCGUUCAUGGCCACGGCGGAGGAGGUUUGCCGAUUGGCGGCUGUUUCUCGGACUUUCCGAUCAGGCGUUAAUAGCGACGUUGUGUGGCUAAACUUUCUUCCGGUGGAUUGGGAGCUCAUGGUUUCUUCUAUAAGGUCUUCGGAGGUGCCUUCGUGGUUGGUCUUCACGGCUGUACUGAAGAAGGAUCUCUUUUAUCUACUAUGUCGUCAGUAUGUACAUCUCCAUCCUCCUAUAUUUCCAGAUCAUUACACAUCUUCCGUGUACGAUAACCUGGAGAGUGUAAAGGUCAUAUUUGUCACUUGUUCCAAUGACGCCUUUCGAAUAUCGUACAAUACUGACGUUGGGAACUACGUAUGCAGUCUACUUGGUGUUCAAGUUCAAGUCUGUUGAACCCGCAUCAAACCCGGUUCGAUUAUGCUUGUACCUUACACUUGGAAUUGAUAUGGAAGUGCAAAAACAGUUUGUAGCCUUAA